This is a messenger RNA of Candoia aspera, 2628 nucleotides long. RefSeq names its product gamma-glutamyltransferase 1 (gene GGT1). Bases 5 to 1720 code for a protein of 571 amino acids. The record is from RefSeq and is a predicted model, not a curated record. Lineage: Eukaryota; Metazoa; Chordata; Lepidosauria; Squamata; Candoiidae. Gene Ontology annotation, biological process: regulation of inflammatory response; peptide modification; regulation of immune system process. Gene Ontology annotation, cellular component: plasma membrane. The transcript is spliced from 12 exons. Gene Ontology annotation, molecular function: glutathione gamma-glutamate hydrolase.
AAAAAUGAACACGAAGCUCUUGAAGAUCGGGGCCCUGACGGCAGCGCUCCUGAUUCUUGCAGCUUGUGUGGGGCUGUUCCUUGGUCUGUGUUUGAGGGUGCCCCAGGCUCAGCCAGACGGGCACAUCUAUGCAAAGGCAGCAGUGGCCACAGAUGCAGGCCCCUGUUCUGGCAUUGGGAGGGACAUCCUUCAAAAAGGGGGAUCUGCUGUGGAUGCUGCCAUUGCCAGUCUCCUAUGUGUGGGCCUGAUGAACCCCCAUAGCAUGGGUAUUGGAGGGGGCCUUUUUUUCACCAUCUAUUCAGCAGAUGGGAAAGUGGAAGUCAUCAAUGCCAGGGAAGUGGCACCCAAGAAUGCAUCCCAAGACAUGUUUGGCAACAACACAGCUCUGUCUCAGAAAGGGGGAUUGUCCAUUGCAGUUCCAGGAGAAGUCCGUGGCUAUGAAAUGGCCCACCAGCGGCACGGCAAACUGCCUUGGAAGGAGCUGUUUCAGCCCAGCAUCCAGCUAGCCAGAGAAGGUUUUCCUGUUGGAAAAGCCCUGGCCGCAGCCCUGGAGUCCAAGAGGAGUGACAUUGAAAGCAUCCCCUCGCUGUGCGAAGUCUUCUGCAAAAACGGGAAGGUGCUGCAGGAGAAAGAAAUCCUCCUUCUGCCCAAACUGGCCAGCACCUAUGAGGCCAUCGCCAACGAGGGUCCGGAUGCCUUUUACACUGGGAGCCUAGCCCAGCAAAUUGUGGCGGAGGUCCAAAGCGCAGGUGGGAUCCUUACCCUGGAGGACCUGCGGGAUUACCGAGCCAUCCUGGAAGAAAAUCCUCUGAAAGUAAAACUUGGCCAGUUCAGCAUGUAUACGCCCAGUGCCCCGCUAAGCGGUGCUGUGCUGGCCCUGAUUCUCAACAUUCUGAAAGGCUUCCAGUUCUCCAAGAACAGCACCGUGACUCUGGAGGAGAAGGGCCUGACGUACCAUCGCAUCUUGGAAGCCUUCCGCUUUGCCUAUGCGAAGAGGAGCUUACUUGGGGACCCUGCGUUUGUCAACCUCACAGAGGUGAUCAGAAACAUGACAUCCGAGUCCUUUGCUGACAGCUUGCGGGACAAAAUCACCAACACUACCCAUAACGUCAGCUAUUACGAACCAGAUUACUACGCUCCUGAGCAUGCCGGGACGUCUCACAUCUCUGUCGUGGCCGAGGACGGCAGCGCGGUCUCGGCCACCAGCACCAUCAACCAAUAUUUUGGCUCCAAUGUCCGUUCCACUGCGAAUGGGAUCAUAUUCAAUGAUGAGAUGGAUGACUUUAGCUCCCCCCACAUUGUGAAUGGCUUUGGGGUUCCCCCUUCGGAGGCCAACUUCAUUGCCCCGGGUAAACAACCUGUGUCAUCCAUGUGUCCAACUAUCCUGGUGGAUGAGAAGAACAAAGUCAGGAUGGUGGUCGGUGCUUCUGGAGGGACAAAAAUCACGACAGCAACAGCCCUGACAAUCAUCAAUUCCUUGUGGUUUGGCUAUGAUGUUAAGACUGCUGUGGAGGAGCCGCGGGUUCAUAAUCAGUUAUUCCCCCCAAUUACGAUCCUGGAGAAGAAUGUGGAAAAGGAAAUAGAAGAUGACCUAGUGAAAAGGAAACAUGAGGUCCAGAGGAGCAGUGGAGGUGCUGUGGUGCAGGCCAUUCUCUGGACUGAAAAGGGUUGGGCUGCAGCCUCAGAUUCCCGGAAAGGGGGCUUCCCAGCAGGAUAUUAAACUGGCCAGCUACAUACUGCUUAGAAGCUCUGAGCUUGACUGGUUCACCACUUUCUAGAGAUCUCUGGAGCAAAUGAUUUUGUGUCUGUAAUGGUAUAUGAGAAAGACCUUGAGAGAUUGGGCAAAUUUCAACAGAUGCUGCUUAGGGAAUGGUCAGAUAAGAGGAGACAUAGCCCAGAGCUGCAUGAUGGAUAGGGCAAGAGGUUCAGAAGGGACCCUCCCUAACUUCUCAGGCUGUAAAGGAGACGGUGGGAGAUGUGUACUUUCAUACUUGCAAGGUUCUGUUACUGUAGCUUUACAGUGAAGUAGAAUUAGCUUACAGUAUACGGCCGUGUUUUCUGUCUGGUCCACCUGGGAAGGCUGACAUCAAUCUUGCAAGUCUCAUUCUCUCUUCCAAAGAUAGGAAUUUCAGGAAUGGCCUCUGAUCCUCAAGGAACCCCGCUAUCUGCCAAGCACCCGGCAGCAACGUUGUCGCAGCACCAGCAGCAAGUGGAUGCACAGAUGACCAAUUUGCAGAAUGCCAUGAUACAAGUAACGCAGCAGUUGGUGCAGAAUUUGCCUCAAUCCACAGCAGCACAACAGAUGACAGCUCAGCCAAUGCUCCUGUAUUCUCAGGGGAGCUUGCCAGAGAAGCUAGGGAGGGCCCUUUCUCCACCCAUCAUGCAGCUGUGGACUAUGCCCCCUCUUAUCUGACCCUUUCCCAGGCAGCAUCUCUUUGCCCUGUCUCUCAGGGUCUUUCUCACAUACCAUUACAGUGUCUCAUAAGUGUGGAUUGUGUGGUAGAUUUAUAAUGAACAUAGGACAAAGAGAUGACCAUGGGACAAUUGUUCAUUGCUUCGAUGACAAGUACUGUAUGAGACAACAUCUGUGAAUAUAGAAAUGAAAAAAAAAUCCAGCUGUUGGCAUCA